GCCGGAGGAGUGCGCAUGCGCCCCUCCCCGCACACAGCCCAGCGCAGGCGAGGCGAGGCGCCUGGUCCCUUGCAGAUCGCUGGGUGCUCGGCUCGGCGGUGACGUGCUGCUGCGUGUGAACUGGGCGCAAAAUCCGCGCAGCGCAGCGUCGCUCCUGGCCCUGCGGCAGCGGGAGCGAAGGGGCGCAGCGGGGCCCGGCGCUUUCCCCCCCCGGCUGCGGUGCGGCUGCCUUGCGGGGCGGGGGCAGCCGCGGCAGGAGGAGCCCAGCGCGGGCAGCUCCUCGCGGGCGGAAUGUGAGGCUCGCAGCCCGGCUCCUGGCAGCGGCGAGCGGUUCCCCGAGCAGCGCCUCCUUCCCCCGCCGCCCCCGGGCACUGCCCGCGCUUCUCCGGCUCCAUCCCCAGCCCGCCGCGGGCCGGCCGCUCGCCAUGAAGAAGUUCUCUCGCAUGCCCAAGGCCGAGGGGAGCGGCGGCGGCGGGACGACGUGCGCUGGCUCCGGCGGCGCGGGCGGAGCGGCAGCCGCGGGCCGGGUGUUCGUGGUGGGACGGUACCAGGUCACCCUGGAGGAUCUGCUGGCGGAAGGUGGCUUUUCCACUGUGUUCCUGGUGCGUACCCAUGGUGGAGUACGCUGCGCAUUGAAACGAAUGUAUGUUAAUAAUGUGCCUGACCUCAACAUUUGCAAAAGAGAAAUAACAAUUAUGAAAGAACUCUCUGGGCACAAGAAUAUUGUAGGCUAUUUGGAUUGUGCUGUUAAUUCUGUUAGUGACAAUGUGUGGGAGGUGCUCAUCUUAAUGGAAUUUUGUCGAGCGGGGCAAGUCGUGAAUCAGAUGAAUCAGAGACUUCAGACAGGCUUUACUGAGCCAGAAGUACUGAGGAUAUUUUGUGACACCUGUGAAGCUGUUGCCAGGUUGCAUCACUGCAAAACGCCAAUAGUUCACCGGGACCUGAAGGUAGAGAAUAUUUUGUUGAAUGACAAUGGAAACUAUGUCCUUUGUGACUUUGGCAGUGCCACUAACAAAUUCCUUAAUCCUCAGAAAGAUGGUGUUAAUGUAGUUGAAGAAGAAAUUAAAAAGUAUACAACACUGUCAUACAGAGCUCCUGAAAUGAUCAAUCUUUAUGGCGGAAAGCCAGUUACUACCAAGGCAGAUAUCUGGGCACUUGGCUGCUUGCUGUAUAAACUUUGUUUCUUCACACUUCCCUUUGGGGAGAGUCAGGUUGCUAUUUGUGACGGAAACUUUACCAUUCCAGACAAUUCCCGAUAUACCCAUAAUGUACAUUGUUUGAUAAGGUACAUGCUUGAACCAGAUCAAGAACGGAGACCCGAUAUCUUUCAAGUAUCUUAUUUUGCCUUUAAACUUGCCAAAAAGGAAUGUCCAUUGUCCAAUAUUAAUAAUUCUCCUGUCCCUUCAGCUCUUCCUGAACCCAUGACAGCUAGUGAGGCGGCUGCUAGAAAAAGCCAAAUAAAAGCCAGAAUAACGGAUGCUGUUGGACCAACAGAAACCUCAAUUGCACCACGACAAAGACCAAAGGCCAAUUCAAGCACUGCCACUUCUAAUGUGCUAACUAUCCAGAGUUCAGCAACACCAGUAAAAGUAUCGGUUCCUGGUGAAUUCGGAAACUGUGUGCAAAAAGGAACCAUAAGACCAGGAAAUGGACAAGAGAUCUUGUCUCAAGGGACCAAUCAGCACCCUCCACAACAAAAUAGGGUACUGCAGCAACUGCAGCAGGGGGACUGGAGAUUGCAGCAACUGCACCACUUACAUCAGCAGCACCAGCAACAAUUACUUCAGGAUGCUUACAUGCAACAGUAUCAACAAGCAAUGCACCAGCAAAUGGUCCAACAACAACUUAUGAUGCAAUCUAUGUACCAACAGCAACCGUCCCCAUCCCAGUAUCCUGCCAUGGUGCAACAAUACCAGCAAGCUCUCUUACAUCAGCGGAUCCUUGCACAGCAACAUCAACAGCAACCUCAACAUCCACCGUCUCCUGAGUAUCUUACCUCUCCUCAAGAGUUCUCACCAGCCUUAAUUUCCUACUCUGCAUCACUUCCUGCUCAUGUUGGAGCAGUGAUGGAUUCUCCUUAUACGGCCAAUAGCUCAGUCGUUCCUAAUGCAGAGGCCGUUUCCAGUUACCCAAAGCAGAACAUCAGUAACCCACCUGAUAUGUCAGGCUGGAACCCAUUUGGAGAGGACAAUUUCUCCAAGCUAACAGAGGAGGAGCUACUGGACAGAGAAUUUGACCUUCUGAGAUCAAACAGGCUCGUGGAGAGGAGAGCAUCCUCAGAUAAGAAUGUGGAGCCACAUUCUGCUCCACAGAACCAUCCUUCUGAAGAUCCCUUUGGUUCUGUACCUUUCAUUUCUCACCCAGGUUCUCCAGGAAAGGCACUUGACAACUCAGCCAGCAGCCAAGAAAAUAAUUUAGGGAGCCCAAACAAGGCUGAAAAGUCAAGUCAAGCCUCUCGAGAGCACCAUCCAGGAAGAAAAACUGCAGGGGGACAAGUGCAGAAAGGAAGUGAUGAGUCAGAGAGUGACUUUGAAUCUGAUCCUCCUUCUCCCAAGAGCAGUGAGGAAGAUGAAGAGCAGGAGGAUGAAGAUGUCUUACAGGGGGAGCAUGGAGACUUUAAUGAUGACGAUACAGAACCUGAGAACUUUGGCCAUCGGCCUCUCCUUAUGGACUCUGAAGAUGAGGCGGAGGAAGAGGAGGAAGAAAAGCAGAGUUCUGAUUCCGAUUCCGAUCGCACCAAGGGAAAGCCCAUGGAAGGGAUCCCUUGUGGUAGAUACAGAGAGGUGGGUGGCAGUCGUGAAGACAGAGAACCCAAUGUAGCACUCUCUUCCUUGUCUGAGUUACCCAGUACUGUGGCCAAGGUGAGCCCUGGCCAAGAAUUUGAUGUGUUUGGAGCUGUCCCCUUCUUCGCUUUUCAGACUCAGCAACCUCAGCCAAGAGAAAAGAGUGACACGGAUUUCUCUCCUCAGCCUGCUUUUCUUGGCCUGAGGCAAGAGCAGGAUGACUUUGAUGUCUUCACCAAAGCCCCAUUCAACAAGAAGGUGGCCCAGCCAGAUGGCCCGGAUGUAGGAGCUGAGACCCAAACCUCUCCUACUUCUCCCCGAAGUGUGGAUAUUUUUGGCUGCACCCCUUUCCAGCCUCUUCCCACCCCAAAGAGCAGUGAAAGCAGAGAGGACCUCUUUGGGCUUGUCCCCUUUGAGGAGAUUACAGGGAGCCAGCAGCAACAGAAGGUGAAGCAGCAGCGGAACCUGCAGAAACUCUCCUCCCGGCAAAGACGCAUGAAACAGGAGGUGCCCAAAAGCAAUGGGAAGCGCCACCAUGGCACCCCGACCAGCACCAAGAAGGCUUUGAAACCCAGCUACCGCACCCCAGAGAGAGCCCGCAGGCACAAAAAAACGGGCCGCAGGGACUCCCAAAGCAGCAACGAAUUCCUAACUAUCUCAGACUCCAAGGAAAACAUAAGCGUUGCAUUGACUGACAGCAAAGAUCGAGGCAACCCUUUGCAAGCGGAUGAGAAUCUGCUGGACCCCUUUGGAGCCAAACCUUUCCACCCACCAGACUUGAUGCGGAACCCACAACAUCAAGGACUGGGUGACAACCGGGGGGACCAUAAUAUAGUAGUGCCUGGUAGACCUAGACAGAGCUCCCUGCACGGGGCUGUUCACAGUGGUGAUGGGCUAAAAACAGAUGAUUUUGGUGCGGUGCCCUUCACAGAACUGGUUGUGCAGAGUGUAACACCACAGCAGGCCCCGCAGCAACAGGCAUUAGAGUUAGAUCCAUUUGGGGCAGCUCCAUUUCCUUCCAAACAGUAAAUGCUUCCACCAGACUAUUUCUCAUUCUCUGCACUAUUUAACUUUGUUUUUAAAUAGUGGAAUAAUCCAUCUGGUUGAAUUGACAGGAAACUGAUUUUUCGUACAGUUUAUUCAGCCUCGGUACUGCAUGCCCAGCGCGCCUCAAAAUUUUUAAAUCGUGUUUUUGUAUUGUACAAAACACCCAGAAAAAGGAGGACAGCACGUUUCCAGAGCAGAAGAGGAAUCAGAUGUGAGCUAUUGUUUCAGCCACUGACUUUGGAGCCAUGAAAUAUACUGUUCUGCACUUUUGCAUGGCCUUUCCGCUCAUAGGCAAGGGGGAAAACCAUGGAAGAAGGUCUGCCAUGAUGCAUCCAGUUAGUCUGAUGGAAUGGAAUCCUUCUAUGAUACAAACCUUUGACUCUCUCUGAGACCUGAGAUAAUACGUAUGUGCUGGUAUCCAUGAUCUGCUGGAAAUUCUUCAGUCUCCACCGUCUAAAUGAAAGCUCUUUUCUAAUCCUAACAAAGAAACCUACUCAAAGGAUUGUGUGUGUCAAGAUUUCAGAGCAUGGUGGUGGCUUGAGAACUGAUGCACAAGUAGAGGUGGAAGGCAAUUUUUGUGUGCCUGAACAUUAAUUUUUUUACAGUAAGUGCCAUUAAUGUAAAAUAGCAAAAUGAAAAUCUAGAGUGAAAACUAAAGAUAUAGGGAAUAUAUUGGUUUGCUAGAUAAAAUCCUGGGUAACAAAGUAGCAGGGAUACAGCCAGCAUUUGCAGCACUUUGAAGACUACACCAUACACUUGACAAGAGGGGCUGAUUUACCUGGAUGCCAUGUCUAGCACAGCGGGAGUAUAUCAGAUCAUCAGUAAAAUUGGCAGCAAGUGCAAACACAGAAAGAUUACAAAUCAGUUUUAUUCAAUUAUCCAUUAGGGUUUGCAUCUGAAAAUACCACUUUUUUUCCUCUUGGAUUUUUAUUCCAAACAAAAUCUGUGUAUACCUUAGAAACUGUUUUUAAACAGCUAUGAAAUUGUCACAUAAUGUUCUUUUAAGGUCUGACAAAUCUAUUAUUGUACUUAGUCUGUUUUAUAAGAGUUUCUGCUAAAUGCACUGAGCUAUGAAGAAGCUAUACCGUGAAACCACAGAGUUUCAGAAGAGAAGCAGUAAGCAGCAGAUAGCUUGUAGAUGCUGAUUACUAUUCUGUCAGUAAACGGCAUUUCACACCACAAGGCCUUACAGACAGGACCCACUUCCUGCUACAAAGUACCUCUAAGCCAACAGGUGCACGUGAGUGCUAAAAACGUAUAGUACACAGUAUGUCAUGAUGGGCUGGUGAUGCUAAUCCACUUGGUGAAUACAUGAUUUAGUUGUUAUAAAAGUAUAUGCUACCUGUAUAUGGGCCUGAUUCUCCACCAUCUUGUACCUUGUGUCUGGUCACUACACGUGUUGCAAAGUGAACAGAAACCAGAGUGGUGGUAUUUGACACCCAUUUCACAUUCAUUUUUCACAGGUGUAAAUGACUAGACACAAGAUGGAAGGAAUCUGGUCGUCUUUGUUUAUUUCAACAUGGUAUAUCUUGCUCUGAAUAUUGACAUUUUGCACAAAAAGCCAAAUUUUAAAUUAUUUGAGACAAAUCAAUGGAUGGAUGAAUGAAUUGUAUAUACAGACGCACUGAGUGUUCUCUUCCUACCCACCUGCCCCACCACCCCAACACACACACACACACUGUGGAUUAGCUAAACAUCUAGAUUAACACUUUUCUUCUGAAAGUCUUAAGAAAAAUACAGUUAGGUGUAGACUCCUCCAUAGAUUUUCCAGAGGAGUCUGGCUCUUUUCAAGCACAAAAAGAAAAAGGAGACUUCUUAAAUUGCUGCUCUCCUUUGAUGGCUUUAUUCAAUUUUCUUUGACUGCUUUUUUGGAUUGACUAGAAACCAUCUGUAGCUAAAGUAUUCAUGUCUCUGGUCCUAGACAUGAGAAAUAAGAUACAUACAUGGGUCUUUAUCUCUUUCUCUUCCUCUCUUUUUCCUUUAUUCUGACAAAACAGAUGAAAUUCAAAUACAAAGCCUUGCUGAGUUAGGGAUGUCCUUCUCGUGCUAAAAUGUUUAGCUUUGAGAAGGACAGUUAAAAAUGGGUAACCUCUAUCUGCAUCUGAAUAUUCCAGUUCUUUUAGGCUCUGUCCCUAUUAUUCUUUCCUUACUCUUGUGCCAAGAAUCAGAUGUCGAGCUUGCAUUUUUUUCUGGCUCUCAGGUUAUCACUGAUUUACAAAAAACCCACCAAACUGCUUUUACGUAGCUCUUUAUUGAAAUUUUACACACCUACCUAAUUUAGUUGUUGGAAGAUGUUAAUUGCAAAAGUGAACAGAUGAUCAGAUUACUCAUGGGGGGGAAAUCCUGUAAUGUGGACUGGGAGAUUAUAGUAAAUCAUGUCUAGAACACUAUGGUCAUUGCUUUCAUUUGUGUAGAAUAAUCUUAACUACCUGCCAAACAUUUGUCUGAAAUUGGAAAAUUCAUUUUUUAGUCUUAGAUACAUCUCACACACAGGAAUUAUACCUCUGAAUUUAACAGUCUGCACAAAGGGAUUCUUGACUCUGGCUCUUUUAAGUAAAAGGGAGUUUGCCUUUGACUUCAAUGGGGGGAACAUUGGGCCCCCAAAUAGGUUAUGUACUAAGAUAACUCCUGUCUUAGAAUAUCAGUUAAAAUGAGCGUAGAAGGCAGAUUACUGUCAUCCCAAUUAGAUUUCUUUUCUAAGACUUUUAUCCUUAAACAUGUUUAAGUUGGAGAAUACUUUAAAUGUUUUCUUCUUUCUUUUUCUUCUCACAGCAGAAGGAAGGUAUAGGUUAGAUGAAAUGAGACUCAGUAAUGAAUAACCAAGGGAGACAAAAAUACUGUAAAACCAAGUAAUUCCAAAAUUGGCACAUUUCUCUGACCUUUCAUUAUUAUGGUCUUUCCUUCCUAAUGGCCUUAAUAUACCUUGAUUUAUGUACUCUAUUUAUAUAGCAGAUCUUUUUCAGAAAUGACUUAUUUUUAAUAUUUUUCUGUAGUUACAAUGAUUUUUUGGUGGCGGUGGUGAAGAGAGACCAUUUUAGCCUGCCUUACAAACCUGGCUUUGCCUGGUUGGCUGUGCAGUAGACUUGGCCUGUGAAGAUAUUGACCUUGAGUUUAAUUUCCAUUAAGAUCUAGUAAUGGAAACAAAUUAACUGGUGUCACUGGGGGAAAUAAUAUACUUUUGCCUGUACUCUGUGUGUGUGUGUGUGUAUGCAUUUAUGUAUUUUAAAAAAGAUGAUUAUUAUAUCACGACCAUACCUGAAAUACUGGAAAAAACAUACUAUGAUAAAUUUGUACCACCAUGCCGUAUAAGACAAUGAUAGCCAGGUAGGGAAUUAUCACUUUUUUUUUUGGUUACCCAGCAGGAAGUAUGUUAGGGUUUGAUCCUUCCCUCUAGAAUAUAAAAGGCAGCACGGGAGAUCUUCACAAAUCAACUACUUUCAAACUGCAGUCGGUCCAAGCACUUAGAAACGUAGUGCCAUGAUAGCAGUCCACACAGUCCAUCAGUGCACAGCACGCUAGCAUGAUGUAGAUUCACACCCCAGUUUGCAAUGCACUAGCUCUUUGUCUUAACAAGCGUUGAGUGGGUUUUCUAAGAUUGCACAUCUUGUCAGAAGGUACUAAUAAGCCCUUCAUGGCUAAGGGCAAGAGUCAUUGAAAAUAAGUCUAGCUUCUCUGCAAACCCCAAAGCAUCAGAUUUGGGAGAUCUGCAUUGCUUUUUACUGGUUUGCACAAUACCAGAGCUGGACCUAGUUUAGUGUGUCCCAUACUUAUGGAAAUAUCUUUUCAUUGUUAACAGGUUCCAGUUAGUAAGAUGAGAUACCCACUGUGAAAAUAAAUGGAUAUAUUUACUACUGUGAGAAUAACAAAUAGAGUUUAUCUGGAGAUUUUUAUACUAUACGGUGUAUUUUUAUAUAUAUAUAAAUAUACACAUGCACUCACACAUUACAUAUCUCUUGGAGUUAAUGUGACUUUUUUUUUUAAAUAUCAUUGCAGCCACAAUCAUUUUCAUGUGACUGGAAAAGAGAAUAUGAGCAAAAGCCACUAAAAAUGCCAGGGAGACAUGAGAAAAAUGCCAGGGGGCUGAUACCAGGUUAUUUUUCUACAGUACUACUUUGACAAGGAAAAUCAAAUAAUUGUGUGUAUACUAAGUUUGUUUGUGUGACCAGGGCAUCCUCUAAUAGUAAACAGCAUACACGCUAUUUUUAAAUUGCUGGCCUACAGCUUUAAGUGCACUUUUCUGAAUUACACUUCCAUUUCUUGUUAGACUUGAAGUUUCUAAAGCUUUUUUUGUGUACCACUAAACAGAGAACUUUCAUUUUUCUGUGAACUUGAUGUACAUCAUAAAAUACUUGCGAUUGUUAUUAAAAAAAAAUAAUCAAAUGUGAUAGUGAUUUUGCAGACCUUCCUAAACAACUAAUUGUGCAGUAUCAUAUUCCUGAUGAGCUGCCGUUAACGCUCAUCACUAAUUGAGUUUUAUAGCAUUUGACCUUUUCACUGCUACAGACUUGAUUUUGGUCCCUAGUUCGUUCUGUUUGAAAUAUUUUUUUCUAUUGUUUAUCAUAUCAGCUGCCUAAUAAUCUGCUUUCUCUUAAAGCAAUAAAUCCCAGUGGAUUAAA
Chrysemys picta bellii (western painted turtle) is the source of this 8446-nucleotide messenger RNA. It is a transcript of the gene BMP2K, whose product is annotated as BMP2 inducible kinase. NCBI's taxonomy places the organism in Eukaryota, Metazoa, Chordata, Testudines, Emydidae. The record is from RefSeq and is a predicted model, not a curated record. Gene Ontology annotation, biological process: protein phosphorylation. Gene Ontology annotation, molecular function: protein kinase activity; ATP binding.